AAUGAAAAUAAUUGAGCAUAAAGGAAUGGCAUUGAUUAAUUCUGAAAAUGAGCAUCGACUUUGAAUACGUUUCCUAGCCAAUAGAAGCAGCGCAUUGUUACAAGGAGAGUAGCCAAAAUAAUAUUUUGGCCAAUAGUGUUUGAUCCCCUUCCUACUCCUUUUGCGCUAGAGUUUAAUGACUAAUACAGCCAUGAAAUGGCUGUAUCGAGCAUGUCGAAUUUCAACGACAACGACAAACAGCUCAAGUUAGCAAUUAUUGAAACGAAAUGUACUGACCGGAAGUUGCCCAAGAUAUUUGCUAUUUGCUAAUAGCUGUACCUGCUGCGGUACCCCACUUUAAUAACCUGUCGUUAUGGUCCUCAUGGACCAUGGCCCUAGCUGUGUUGAUCUGAUGAACACGACCAUGCCUUUGGGGCUAUAACCCGAUUUAUAUAUAAGCUAUGUACAUCUCAGGGAUACCCAUCUGUUUACGUAAACCACUCUAAUCAUGGCUGUGAGAGGAUUGACGGUAGGGGGAAGCCUGUGCGGACAAAAGGGCAGAUCAUACAGUGAUAUAAGCAUCCAGAUGCCCACCAUGGAUAACCUCGUUGCCCAAACUCCCCCAUGGAUAUCCGUUUCAGUUACCCCAUGGGCACCGACGUCAUUGCUGUUGGUGCUGCCGGGGAGUUGAUUUUGGAUCGGCCAUCGACCAAGAGCUUCCUGGCCUCUCGAUCCAGAUGGUGGGCCGCAGCAGCCGCUGUUUACAGAUCUUAUCGACAACGAUGUACAUACCGGAUUAUUACUAAGAAUAACGGAGCUAUGCAUGGUUACACGGUACUCAAUUAUGCAGCCUGCCAAACCCCAAUGUUUCUCAGUCUUCCGCUCAUAUUUUCCCGCCGGUAUUAUGAUGUGGACGGAGUACGUUGGGCAUUCGACAUCGUCAGGUAGCGUGUUCGGACUGAAAUAGUUGCUAGUGGUUAAUAUAAGGAACCGAGGAUGAUGCAGUGAGGGAAAUGGUCUGAUAACUGGAUUUCCCUAAUGAUAACUAACUGCACCCAAGCUAUAAAUGAUCCGACUACUCCGGAUAUGGCUCCAGAAAAAAUGCAUGCAUCUCGCUGAAGCAAGCCCCGCAGAAACAUCCAGGAGAUGGCCACAGCCAGAGCGGGGAAAGCUCAAAUCAUCUUUGAGCUCCCGUAAUGGAUAAUCCGUACGUGGAUUGCCGACGGACGCUCAUGGCAAUCGACGGAUGUGACCUGAACUAACGACGGCAAGUGGAAGAUACACAGUAUGAAAUCCCCUCACUCAACCUUCUUCGUACCGGGUGAGAGUUCAAUGCUCAAGUUGAACUGUUCUUUCGUCAGAGAAUAGCGUAUGUACUUACUCUGGAAAUUCAGUGGUGAUAGCCCAGAAUCGGUCCUUUGACCCGAGUGAAGCUAGGAACGCAAGGCGUAAUGGAUAGCCAUACUAAACCAUAUUCGUAUUUUGCUCGUCGAUCGUCCAGAUUUAGUUAUUUCGGGAAUGAAUCCUUGUAACCGCCUUGUUGACGCGACCAUUAUUUGCCAGGGCAUUUCUUGGGACUUACGUUGGCACUGCUGUCGAUCGAAGGGCGGCGUCUGUAACCUGGAGAUACGAGAAGAAGUUGUAUGGAAACUUCUAUCCUUCAAAGCGGAGAAACUUCGCAGCCAAGAAGACCCCCCUAUAUGUAUCUUUGAGGCAAAGGAGUCCGCCUUCCAUUGCCUCUGGUGGGUACAAUAUACAGCUACGUCAGCAGCGUUGCAUCUGUGCCACUAAAUGCCCAUGUCCGUGGGCAGGUUACAGAGUACAGGGAGGGCAAGUAGCAGAUCAACUGGGAGGACCUCAUGAGAAGCAAUCAUGGGUGCAGUACAGAGUAGACAUCUCCCAUAUCAUACUGGCUGAGCAGGUAACGAGAUGACCAGCCAAACAGGUCAGAGGACGUCACUCCGGCAGGAAAAAGCAACGAGCACUCCAAGGCCGAACGGUUCGGUCGUGCACAGCCUUGAAACUUGACCAUCUCGUUUAACGACUUAAGGGACGGGGCUGAUAACUGGCAACAUCUCCAACGCAUGCGAAACAGCCUAUGUUCCGAGGCAACUGUACACCUCACAUCAUGUUCGUCUUAAUAGGCUAGCUUCGCGGAUGGGACUUGUACAGUGCAUUAUUGAGACAGCCAUAUGCGUCUGUCAUUAUAGGCCUAUCUUCCUUAUCUCACAAGGGGUCACAAAGAAUACACUGUGAAAGCGACGGAUGGGACGAAGCUUGUCAUUCACCAUUGACUUGAUCUGGGAAUGAUUAUCCCAUCAUCCAUACGAGCGCAUGUUAAACCCUCUCUGUGCCGUCUCCUCGUGAAGAAGCCUGUCGUUGCUGUGAAAACCCUCUGCAAUGCCCUCCGCAAGAUCAAGGAUUGAUUCCCCCAAGCCUUGACUCUGAGCCUGCAGAGACAAGGCCGUCCCUCUUGCGGAAUAGGGCGAACCAAAUAAAUUCUCCUU
Molecule: messenger RNA, 2486 nt
Organism: Trichophyton rubrum CBS 118892
Lineage: Eukaryota; Fungi; Ascomycota; Eurotiomycetes; Onygenales; Arthrodermataceae
Exons: 1
Coding region: 604-927 (107 amino acids)
Source: RefSeq, a predicted model, not a curated record